Molecule: messenger RNA, 1043 nt
Organism: Drosophila grimshawi
Lineage: Eukaryota; Metazoa; Arthropoda; Insecta; Diptera; Drosophilidae
Gene: Ntf-2
Product: probable nuclear transport factor 2
Exons: 4
Coding region: 156-548 (130 amino acids)
Biological process (GO): protein import into nucleus
Cellular component (GO): nuclear pore central transport channel
Source: RefSeq, a predicted model, not a curated record
CAGUUUUUACCCGCACCCCGCUUGUGGUCACACUUGCCAGUUGUGUUCUGAGUUUUCAGUCUCGCACAUUGCCAAAAGUAUAAUCAAAUUAUUUGAUUAGGUCUUUGGUCUGCAGCACAUUUGCACAUAUCCAAUAAUUAUCUGAUAUCGACGCUAUGGCACUUAAUCCACAAUACGAGGACAUUGGCAAGGGCUUCGUUCAGCAAUAUUAUGCCAUCUUUGACGACCCGGCAAACCGCGCUAACGUGGUUAACUUCUACAGUGCGACAGACAGUUUCAUGACCUUCGAGGGCCAUCAGAUACAAGGAGCGCCAAAAAUCCUUGAAAAAGUCCAGAGUCUCAGUUUCCAAAAGAUCAGUCGUGUAAUCACCACAGUUGACUCUCAGCCCACAUUCGAUGGCGGCGUACUGAUUAAUGUCCUGGGACGUGUACAGUGUGAUGAUGAUCCUCCACUCGCUUUCUCGCAGGUCUUCGUGCUGAAAGCCAAUGCUGGUACCUAUUAUGUUGCUCAUGACAUUUUCCGCCUUAACAUACACAAUUCUGCCUAAGGACCGCGCCACAACCAACAACAACUACAACAACAAUCAUAAGCACCAACACCCAAAGAUGCAGCCCUCGAUCAACAACAGCAAAAAGAAAAAGAACACAAAGAACCUGCCUAGAAGACUACGAUGCAUAUUUUCCCACGUCUAUCAAGAAUGAAAAUCAUAAAAACAACAACAGCACAAUACGAUUUCAAUCUAACUACAAUAGCAAUGUAAAAAUGCGUCCAAGCGAUUUUUAUGAUUUCCAUGUCGGCGGCUAAUUGAUGUUUGUGUUUCGGGCGGGCCUCAGCCUAAUUAUAAUAACUCUUAAUGCAUGUUGCAAUGUUGCAGGUUUAUUGACACAAAACAAAACAACAAAAAAAAAAAACAACAAAAACUAUGGCACACUAUAUGUAUACAUAUAAUUUAAGCAAAAAGAUUAAAAAAAAAAAACAAAAAUAUUGUAUGUUUGAGAGACAACAAAAAAAAAACUUUACGCAAAUAAACUCGUUUUUUUGG